UUUGAGAUCCUUUUAAAAAUUUGCUUCAGAUUUUGAUUAAUUUUCGGUCUUUUCGAGUAGAUGUCUCUUAGAGAAUUAAGAGAAAGAGAUUUUGAUUACUUGUUUUGACAAUUUCUUUGAUCACUAAGUGAUGUGUUUGCUCAAUCACUGGGAUAGUUUGCAAAUAUUUCAUGCACCAGCUGCAGUUUGAGGGCAUUGCUACUUGUAGUUAUAGAACAGUAGUCUAGGAUAAAAAAUUGACCAAUAACUGUUUUCCAGUUACCAACUUGGAAACAAAAGCUCGAACAAACAAGAAACAGCACCGAACCAAACAUGUCAUGUCAAGAUGUUCAUUGUGUUAUGUGCAAGUUGAUAUACAUUUAAUGCAAUUACUAGAGUAUGGAGGAGAUUAUCUAAUAUGUAGUCAUUUUCUAUUUCCUUCCUGAAGUUGCUUAAGCUGUUUCUUUGAUAUAUUUUUAGUAAAGAGCACUGCUCUUUAUAGAAAGGAGUUUCUGGUUUUUCUUUUCCAGAAAGUCUAUAGCUGUUUUAUACAUGAUAAAGACUAUUGUUCUCAAUUAAUAUAAUGUAGACAUUAAGUUCUUCUGGGUACAAGUAGAAGUUUCUUAGCUUGUUUGAUCCUGAUGUGGAGUGUACCAGCUCAUGUGAAUCGUAUCCGUUUUACUUGUUAUUGAUUGAUUGAUGAUGCUGCUUAAUUCAGAAUAGCAUAAUAUAAUUUUAAGAAACCAACUGUGGAAAAUCUGAUUUGUCUUUGACGACGCAUAUCGGCCUUUUCUCUAUUUGUCAUGACGCAGAGCUUCUUCUAUUUUUGCUCUAUCUUUUUUCUUUGGAUUUCGGUGACGCAGAGCAGUUUACUACCACAUUUAUGUAUAGCAGUGCUUCCAUCAUCAUAUGAUAUAUGAGCUGGUUGACUUUACUGUGUAUAUGUAGAACAUGAGGCAACAAAUUGGGCUGGUCAAUCAGGAGCCUGCUCUUUUUGCAACAAGCAUUAGGGAAAAUAUUCUCUAUGGAAAAGAUGUUUUCUGCAAUUUUGAGGAAUGAGAUCGGAUGGUUUGAUGAUACAAACAACACCAGUUCUAUGCUUUCGUCGCGUCUAGAAAGUGAUGCAACUUUAUUACGAACUAUUGUUGUUGAUCGCUCAACAAUUCUUAUACAGAAUGUGGGUUUGAUAGUUGCCUCAUUUAUCAUUGCCUUCAUCUUGAACUUGAGCACAGCAUAUCUGAAAGCUAACAUGCUAGUUGGGGAAGCUGUAAGUAACAUCCGCACUGUUGCUGCAUUUUGUUCUGAGGAGAAGGUCAUCGACCUAUAUGCUCAUGAGCUUGUUGAGCCUUCUAGACGUUCAUUUACUCGUGGUCAGAUUGCUGGCAUAUUCUAUGGUGUAUCUCAGUUCUUCAUAUUCUCAUCCUAUGGCCUGGCCUUGUGGUAUGGUUCUGUUUUGAUGGAAAAGGAGCUUGCUACCUUUAAAUCUGUCAUGAAAUCAUUCUUUGUUUUGAUUGUAACGGCAUUAGCAAUGGGUGAGACUUUAGCACUUGCUCCAGAUCUUUUAAAAGGGAACCAAAUGGUGGCAUCAGUCUUUGAUGUAACAGAUCGUAGAACAGAAGUCCUAGGGGACAUAGGAGAAGAGGUUACGAAAGUGGAAGGGGCAAUUGAGUUAAGGGGCGUUCAAUUUAGCUACCCAUCGAGACCAGACGUAGUGCUUUUCAGGGACUUCAAUUUGAAAGUUCGAACUUGAAUGCAUAGCUAGAUUAUGGAGGGUUUUUUUGCCUAACUAAUAUGAUCGACUUUUGCCUUUAUCGAUCAUAUUUUGACCUCCUAACAGAUUACUCAACUUGUAGGAUGGAUUGAUGGUAAUGUUGAAUAUUGAUGUAGUUUGCUGGCUGAUUUAAAUGAAAUGGCCUUUGACUUGUUAUAGUUGGA
This is a messenger RNA of Rosa chinensis, 1914 nucleotides long. RefSeq names its product ABC transporter B family member 10. The record is from RefSeq and is a predicted model, not a curated record. NCBI's taxonomy places the organism in Eukaryota, Viridiplantae, Streptophyta, Magnoliopsida, Rosales, Rosaceae. The transcript is spliced from 3 exons. Bases 1004 to 1729 code for a protein of 241 amino acids. Gene Ontology annotation, biological process: transmembrane transport. Gene Ontology annotation, molecular function: ATP binding; ABC-type transporter activity. Gene Ontology annotation, cellular component: membrane.